AUGGCGCUCGCGCCGCUCCCUUACUUCUCGGAAGGCUGUACGAGCCGAACUAGCAUCAUCUUCCCCGUGAGUGCCAAGACUGACUGCCGUUUGGUGUUCGGCACAGCAAUGUUGGGGAGCUCAUGCAACAAGCUUCGUUUCAACGAGGUCCGACCGCGAGAUCGGUUGACCGACCAGUAG
Molecule: messenger RNA, 180 nt
Organism: Baudoinia panamericana UAMH 10762
Lineage: Eukaryota; Fungi; Ascomycota; Dothideomycetes; Mycosphaerellales; Teratosphaeriaceae
Exons: 1
Coding region: 1-180 (59 amino acids)
Source: RefSeq, a predicted model, not a curated record